This is a messenger RNA of Paramecium sonneborni, 650 nucleotides long. The record is from the annotation of a GenBank genome assembly. NCBI's taxonomy places the organism in Eukaryota, Ciliophora, Oligohymenophorea, Peniculida, Parameciidae.
AUGAGAAUCAAAUCAUAACCUUAGAAACAUCAAGAAGAACAUUAAGACACUGUUGAUAUUUUAAGUAUUGAUCAAUCCUCUAAUUCUAAUCAUAAUUAAGAAAAUUAAGAUUGUUUAGAGCCUAUGUAUGAAGUUGAAGCUAUUAUCAUGAAAAAGAUUGAAAAUUCAUAAUCUCAUUAUUUAGUCAAAUGGAAAGGAUAUUCUGAAUUGACUUGGGAACCUAUUUCCAGUUUAUAAAAUUGUUAAUUACUUCUUGAAGAAUUUGAUCAAUAAUAACCUUCUAAUAAUGUCAUCAUUACCAAAAAAUGUGUAUCCAAAAAAAUUAUUACUAAAUCUUAAAAAAAAUCCAAUAAAUCCAAAAAAGGAGGGUAUUUUGAAAAUGAGGAUUAAAUUUAAUCAUUCACUAAUCUAGCUAGAACUAUUAAAAUUAAUGGAAUAGAAAAAUAAUAAUUGAAAGUACUAUUUUAUUUUCAAAUUAGGUUAAUCUUAAAAAAAUUAAAAAUGGUAAAACUACAUCUGCUUGGAUUAAUUUAUAGGAAUUGCAUAAAAAAGCUCCUUAAAAGCUAAUACAAUUCUAUGAAUCAUUACCAGUAAUUAAAGAAUUGUUUUAAUAAAUCAUUUCAACAUCCAAUCUAAGUACAUAAAAAUGA